Molecule: messenger RNA, 4977 nt
Organism: Polypterus senegalus (gray bichir)
Lineage: Eukaryota; Metazoa; Chordata; Cladistia; Polypteriformes; Polypteridae
Gene: polr1h
Product: RNA polymerase I subunit H
Exons: 6
Coding region: 333-698 (121 amino acids)
Biological process (GO): termination of RNA polymerase I transcription; DNA-templated transcription
Cellular component (GO): RNA polymerase I complex
Molecular function (GO): DNA-directed RNA polymerase activity; nucleic acid binding; zinc ion binding
Source: RefSeq, a predicted model, not a curated record
AGUAAACGGAAUUUCAGAUUUUAUACUGUGAAACGUAUUUUUUCUCCUUACUGUAAAGAUAGCUGAUAACAGACACAACGGAGGAUCGACAAGAUUAAACCAGAUGACCGUUUCAUAAUUUACUUACGAGUUUAUUCACAAUCGCACGGCCUACUUCAAGCACGCCCUCCCUUCUCCUCGCCUGCCACUGACGGCGACAGCGAUCCUCUCCGACCCUAUAGAUGGCGCUGAUGGAGUUUUACCCUCAAAUUGCUUUGGGACAGACUAGAUAGUGGUGGUGUCAGCUGGCCGUAUACUACAGGCGGACACGUUUAUUAACAGCAUUAUAUGAGAUGAAUACUGGCUCUGCUUUUCAGGGAGUGGCAGACUUCUGUCCAGAAUGUGGCACAGUUCUUCCUUUACCCGGCUUUGAGAAUGUUGUUAAAUGUCCAAGAUGUCAGUUCUCCAUUGACGUGCGAGAGUUUGAGUCAUUCACUGUCAAGUCUUCAUUCACAUUUAACAGCCUAGAAGCUUCAUCUGUAUCUGCAGAAAUAGUUGGUGGGGAAGAACUGAAGGGCCCUGUUACUGACAGAAAGUGUGCAAGAUGUGGAAAUGAGGGAAUGGUAUACCAUACCCGACAAAUGAGGUCUGCUGAUGAAGGUCAAACAGUUUUCUUCACCUGUACUCGCUGCAGAUAUCAGGAAAAAGAAGAUUCAUGAUGCUUCACUCUUACCAAACUGUCUUCGUCCUUCACACACUUGUGUCAAUAUAAGCAUUCUUAUGAAACCGCUUCUUAGGAUUAUAAAAGUUUAAAAGUUAAAUUGUGUAAUUUACCCAUACUUCCUGAAUAUAAAAAUAUAUGACUUGUUUGUUUUUUUUUAUAUUUAAAUCAGAAUAUUCUUAUUUCAAAUUUAAAACAUGUACAGAAUGUAUAGCAUUCUUUCUCAACAAAGUAGUCAAAGUUGAUGUAGCUUUUUUUUUUUUUUAAUUUCCCUAAAUAAAAUCCAAGAAAUACUGGUUGGGUUCAUAGAGAUUUAUCAUUUUGCAACAUUUUGAAAUAAGUGUCAGGAAAUAAUUCAGGACAGGAGUAAACAUGUUUCUUAAAUACAUGCAUAUCAACUGAAUUAUCUUGUGGAAAAUUAUCCUUUUCCUAUUGCAUGCACUUGCCUUCAGAAUAUAAAGCUGCAGUAAAUUUAAAUUUCAGCUCAUCAGCUCAUGUCAGUAGUGAAUGAAAGAACUGGAAAUAACACUAAAUGGGGUGGAGAAAUGGGAUGAGGUAGUUUAGGUAUGGAAAGAGAAAAAUAAAGUGACUGGGUGAACAAAUAGUAUUGUUAAAUAAGUGGAGGAAGUUAGGCAAUAUGGAAGACAAUAUGGAUGCAGGUGAUGUUAGUUAUCCAGAGAAAUGUACCUUUUCUAAUAAAGACAGCCAAGACCACAGAAAGUGGUGGGAAAUUAGUACUUGAAGUGGUUUCAGGAUAUAGUAACAUGAUUUUUCUUUUAAAUUAAAACAUUGUACUAUCAUGUGAAAUAUGAAAAUAGUUCUGGUACUACUUAUAGACAUAGGGUUUUUAUAGACUUUUUAUGUCUGCCUGAAGAAUUACUGGCAAUGAACAAAAUCAUUGAAGUAUUAAUGUCAGGUUAUUUUUAACAUUAGAUCGUUCCUUUGGGAAGUAUAGUCAAUAAAUGUACUACCAAGGGUUUAUUGAAAGGUUAGAGUGCUUCAGUGAGGAGCCAGAACAGUGCUGUGGUUUAUACAGGUGAAAAGAACAGGCUUGUAUACAACAACCAUUUUCUUGCCCACUUAUCAAUUUCAGUGUUGUGUGGAACUGCUGCCCUUCCUUGCAGUAUUUACAAGGUAGGAAAUAACUCUGAAAGGGGUACCACUCCAUCAGGCGGCAUACUCAUACGUAUUCCCACAGAUUUUAAAACAUCCAAUAAUAGUGUGAUGAAGUUCCAAUUUGGUAACUUGAAAAGCCAUUUAACAUCAAUAAUAGAGUGUAGGAAAAGAUAUCUUCAGAAUACUCUCCUUAGAAACAGAUUUUCAAAGAAAAAAAUCUGAAACUGUCAAAAAAGAAAAAUGGUUAAAAUAAACAAAUGUUUGGUAUCUCCCAUAAGUCCAAUGUCUCCGUCUAUUGCCCAUUUUAACAUUUUUUCUUCAAUGAUGCGGAUGACACUUGUAUUUGGUAUGUAGUAUGUAAGGAAGCAGAAAACUUAACCUUAAAAACUCUGGUAUACUUUAUCGGCCCUGGUUAGAUUCAGUUUUCAUGCUUCUCUCAAAACAAUAGUGGACAUCUUUACCAGAAAUAUUCAGUUUCUUAUCACAUGACACAGCUUUCAUUUCACAAAACACCAAUAGAGAUAUUUUACAAGAAGCAUAUUUUGUUUUGGCCAUUUCUAACCCAGUAUUGAACUUUAGGAAUGUAAGUGCCAUGCAACCCAGAAAAGACUAAUGACUCGUGUUAUUGAACAGAAUAGCCAACGUCAGCUGUGUUAACACAAUUACAAAUGUUUUUUCUAAUCAUUUAAACAUGAUUGAUUAGAGAAUUAAAAUGGUUUGCCAUUAGGACACUGGAAUAAUAAAACAAAUCAAUUAUUUCAAUCAGUAAUAGCCAUUUGCAAUAUUAAUGUCUUGGCUACAUUUUUAAUUUAGUUUAAUGGUUCCUUAAUAAAACAAAAUAUUCUAUUAAAACAUGACAUUUCUGGGUGAUAACAGACUUUUGAAAACUAGUGUGCAUGUUUAUUAUGCAUGAGUGCUCAUCCCUUUGGGCUUAAAAUGUGUGGCUACAAUGACACUAUGGUGAUUUUAAUGGUUUUAGAAGGCAACUCUCGCUUUCAUUUAUUUGUAAAUUAUUUAUUCCUCUUAGCUCGUAUUGGUAUGGGGUUUCCAUAUUGUUUCUGAUUUUCUGCAACUACUCCCAAUUUCCAGUUAUGUCUGAAAAAGCCCUGCAGCAGAGUGGUGUCUCAUACUGCAUUGAUUUUUGCUGUUGCAACAGGCUUGUCCAACCUCCCUUCACCCUGUAUGUAAAAGAGCAUGUUGUCAAACAGUUUUCAUUUUUGUGGGCAUGAAAAAAGAUGUGCAUUUCAUAUCAGAGUCAAUAAUGUGAUAUUGAUUUGUCUUCCAUUAUCUAGUUCCUUCAUUAUGCUCUAAACGCAUUUCUCAUUUUCAAAGUUUCUAACGAAAAAAAUGUAUAGGCGACACAGUCAUUGUUCUCACCCAUUUUAGCAAGCCAUUAAAAUCUCAUCAUAAAUUAACAAUUCAGAGUGUGUAGUAAUUUGUCAUCGUUGCGCUAUUCUAAAAGUGACAGAGUGCUGAUAAUAACUCGCAAAACAAUUUUGCCACAGUACCCUAUUCAAGCCAAGGACUAUCUAGCCGUGGUAGGGACACAAUGUUUCCACAAUACAGCUGGUGGAUAAUACAAGACUAUGGGGGCCGUGUUGAGUUAUGCAUGAAAAGGCCAAUAAGGAAGACUCAAAAAAAUAUAACUGUCAAAAAAGCAAAUGGGUGUCCAGGUACAUACCAUCUUCUAAAAGAGAACUUUUUAUGGUAAAGAACUAUACAUAAUUAUGCCUGUGAUGUUGUAGUGUACGUGACCCACCUGUUUGUAAAAGGGAACUGGAAAGCAGUGAUGAAAUCAUUUAAUAUAAACUCCCUGACGGUACUCUGUUAAAAUCAAAAAGUGCUUAGUGUGACAUAGAAAUGGGUGGACAACACUACACCAAUAUUUUAACUAUCUCACCAAGGAAGAACAGCAGCCAUGCGUGUACACCUACAUGAGAUGCAUAUUUGAUCACAGCCCUUAACCUUUUUGUACCUCAUAUGUGAAAAAAAUCAAGUGUGUACUGACAUUGUAAAGAGCUUUGAGCAUGGGUUAAGAUGAUUGAUACAGGUGUUACUAUAAAUUAUUGGUUAUACACUUGCUAAGCAUAUUCAUAAACCAGAAAAAUGCAAAAGCAUCUCACAUCUGCCCGAUGACACCAGACAUAAAUACUUUUAAAAUUAUUUUUUUCCUUUACUCCUUUUCUAAUACACACAAUGAGGUAACAGCAGACACAAUGAUUUAUGGUAGAACUGGCCAAAACCAUCCUGCAUUUCUCAGUUCACAUAAAUAGCAAAAACUAAGCCAUUCUUAUCCUGUAGUUGCCAUAGUAAGACAUUUUUUACUUGCAUGUCUAACCAACAAAUGACACAACACAACCCUCUCUCGCUUAGAAUCCAUAGGGCAAACACAGGUUAACUCUGAUUCAAUUGAUUGGAGAUUGUUAAACAUAAAGACCAACAAAAAUGCUUUAAUUUAGCAAAAAUGGCAGACAAUAUCCCUGUAUGUGGCAAAGGAAGAGUGGAUGUUCAGAAUAAGAGAACAACAAAGAGAAAGAUCAAGAAGGCAAAACCUGCCUGCUCAAAUUUGGGUUAACUCAAGUGGAUCAUAUCAUAUGCCCUGGUAUCAUGUGCAAAAUACAGUAUUCAUUCAUUACAUUUAUAUAGCACUUUUCUCAGUACUCAAAGCGCUAUCCACACAGGGAGGAACCGGGAAGCGAACCCACAAUCUUCCACAGUCUCCUUACUGCAAAGCAGCAGCACUACCACUGCACCACCUGUGAGGAUGGGAAUAAGGAUUCAUCAGUGUUGGUUGAAUACUGAAGUCUAUCAGAUAAAAUGUGAUUUAGAAUUCCCUCGAUUCUCUUACAGAAGUAUUUGUAAUCAUGUAGGAUGGGAUUGGACUAUCUUGUUAUAAAACCACUGUGAUUUCCAACAAACAUUGUUAGUGUGUCAACUGUAAGAAUCCUAAUGUAUCCUUUAUAACUCAUGUUGGAAAACUACCGUGUACUACAUUAAACAUGGCAAAAAUUGUGCGGAUAUGCAGAUUUUCUUUAGAAUCUAGCAAGUAUUCAUUAAUGUUAUGCUGUACUAUGUCUGCUGGGAUCCGGUCAGCAUCACUGUGUUUAUUUGUUUAAUCCAUAUGAUGAAGUGUAAUAAAAUGAGUUUUUCAUUAUUUUUAA